Messenger RNA from Mesoplodon densirostris (Blainville's beaked whale), 5217 nucleotides. RefSeq names its product calcium/calmodulin dependent protein kinase II delta (gene CAMK2D). NCBI's taxonomy places the organism in Eukaryota, Metazoa, Chordata, Mammalia, Artiodactyla, Ziphiidae. The coding region runs from base 209 to 1810 and encodes 533 amino acids. Gene Ontology annotation, cellular component: cytoplasm; neuron projection. Gene Ontology annotation, molecular function: calcium/calmodulin-dependent protein kinase activity; ATP binding; calmodulin binding. Gene Ontology annotation, biological process: protein phosphorylation. The transcript has 21 exons. The record is from RefSeq and is a predicted model, not a curated record.
UAGGGAAGAGACCCCACGCCACCCUUUCUGGUCAUCUCCCCUCCCGCCCCGCCCCUGCGCAUACUCCCUCGCUGGCGAGCUACUUUCGGACGAGGAAAGUGAGGGCGGCCCUGGGUGACAGCGCCGCGGGACUAGUCCUGGGGAAGCCUCGCGUCUGCUCGCGUCUUGUCCGCCGCGCUCCCAGCCAGGGGUACAGCCCGGACCCAGGAUGGCUUCGACUACAACCUGUACCAGGUUCACGGACGAGUAUCAGCUUUUCGAGGAGCUCGGAAAGGGGGCAUUCUCAGUGGUGAGAAGAUGUAUGAAAAUCCCUACUGGACAAGAAUAUGCUGCCAAAAUUAUCAACACCAAAAAGCUUUCUGCUAGGGAUCAUCAGAAACUGGAAAGGGAAGCUAGAAUCUGCCGUCUUUUGAAGCACCCCAAUAUUGUGCGACUUCACGACAGCAUAUCGGAAGAGGGCUUCCAUUACCUGGUGUUUGAUUUAGUUACUGGAGGUGAACUGUUUGAAGACAUAGUGGCGAGAGAAUAUUACAGUGAAGCCGACGCCAGUCAUUGUAUACAGCAGAUUCUAGAAAGUGUAAAUCAUUGUCACCUAAAUGGCAUAGUUCACAGGGACCUGAAGCCUGAGAAUUUGCUUUUAGCUAGCAAAUCCAAGGGAGCAGCUGUGAAACUGGCAGACUUUGGCUUAGCCAUAGAAGUUCAAGGAGACCAGCAGGCAUGGUUUGGUUUUGCUGGCACACCUGGAUAUCUUUCUCCAGAAGUUUUACGCAAAGAUCCUUAUGGAAAGCCAGUGGAUAUGUGGGCGUGUGGGGUCAUUCUCUACAUUCUACUGGUUGGAUAUCCACCCUUCUGGGAUGAAGACCAGCACAGACUCUAUCAGCAGAUCAAGGCUGGAGCUUAUGAUUUUCCAUCACCGGAGUGGGACACAGUGACUCCUGAAGCCAAAGACCUCAUCAAUAAAAUGCUUACUAUCAACCCUGCCAAGCGUAUCACAGCCUCGGAGGCGCUGAAACACCCAUGGAUCUGUCAACGUUCUACUGUUGCUUCCAUGAUGCACAGACAGGAGACUGUUGACUGCUUGAAGAAAUUCAAUGCCAGAAGAAAACUGAAGGGUGCCAUCUUGACAACUAUGCUGGCUACGAGGAAUUUUUCAGCAGCCAAGAGUUUGUUGAAGAAACCAGAUGGAGUAAAGAUAAACAACAAAGCCAACGUGGUAACCAGCCCCAAAGAAAAUAUUCCUACCCCGGCGCUGGAGCCCCAAACUACUGUAAUCCACAACCCUGAUGGAAACAAGGAGUCAACUGAGAGUUCAAAUACAACAAUUGAGGAUGAAGAUGUGAAAGCACGAAAGCAAGAGAUUAUCAAAGUUACUGAACAACUCAUCGAAGCUAUCAACAAUGGGGACUUUGAAGCUUACACGAAAAUCUGUGACCCAGGCCUUACUGCUUUUGAACCUGAAGCUUUGGGUAAUUUAGUAGAAGGGAUGGACUUUCAUCGAUUCUACUUUGAGAAUGCUUUGUCCAAAAGCAAUAAACCAAUCCACACUAUUAUCCUGAACCCCCAUGUACAUCUGGUAGGCGAUGAUGCUGCCUGCAUAGCAUACAUUAGGCUCACACAGUACAUGGAUGGCAGCGGAAUGCCAAAAACAAUGCAGUCAGAAGAGACACGUGUGUGGCACCGCCGGGAUGGAAAGUGGCAGAAUGUUCAUUUUCAUCGCUCGGGGUCGCGAACAGUACCCAUCAAGCCAUCUUGUAUUCCAAUUGGGAAAGAAAACUUCUCAGGAAGCACCUCUUUGUGGCAAAACAUCUAAGGCCUGAAAACCCUUCAUAUGUGGGUCUUCUAAGUAUCAACAGUGCCACUUCUGCAUUCUCUGUUCUCACCUGGAUGGUAACCCUGGGCCGUCCUCUCCUCCUCUUCAUGCAUGUUUCUGAGUGCAUGAAGUUGUGAAGGUCCUACGUGUAAUGCAUAUGUGAUGCAUCAUCUUGUCAUAUAUUCCUUCCUAUACAUUGUUUACACUUCAACUAUGGAGAUGUUCCAUGCAAACUUCAAUCACUGUUGGCAAACAAUAGGGGGAGGUCAGACAAAAAAAAUUCCACAAUACUCCAAGUACAAACCUACUCAUCCAGUUUCUCUGCUUAUGCCAAGACUUAACAGACUUCAAAAUUAUCGUUCUUUGAAUGACAGUUUGUAACAGAAAUGUAAGUUUUUAAAAACUCUUUGCUGUUCAUCUGUUUUAGCUUUUUUGUUUAACAAAAAAAGGCAAAAGAAAUUACCUUCAGUUUCCUGGUGUGAUCCUGGUUGAAAUGGAUGAUUUUUCACUGAAAGCUGUGUUGCUGUUUAACAAUUAAAGGGGUUGAUAUGUGGGCAGAAUCACUUAUGAAUGUGGAAGCGAGAAUCGGUGGGUUUGCUACUACCUAAAGUCAUGUCUUUUUUGGUCAAACUGUGUAAACUGGAAAAACUCACGUCAUUGACGAGUUUGAUCACUUUAAGGUAUACUUGCACUGUUCUGGUGAAAUUUGCUGAAUUGAAUUUUUUGUUCCUUUUUCAAACCUAUGCUCUUUUUUCUUCAUUUUCUCCUAUUUCUUUAUUACUUUUGUUUGCUUCCUUUAUAUUUUUCUGUUUUUCAUUCUUUUUUCUCUUUUUGUCUAGUAGUGUGAGAAAAGUGAAAUUUGCAUAAUGAAGGUAAAAUACAAACUGAGGCCUAAACUAGUGCUUUGGAGGUGUCUAAACUAGUGCUUUGUUCAUCUUCUGGGCCCAUAAAAACGAUGUCAAGGAUUUCAAAAGUUUGUAAUUCUGCUCGAGUUGAGACGUAGGGAUCCUAACUAUGUUGGAGGUAUUAGAAUUGUUUAAACUUAUAAUAAAAGCAAGUAGGUUCCUACUGUACCUGCACCACGUCUUACUGAUUGGUGCAGUUGCCAGGAGAGUACCAAGCUGGUUGUCGAUCAGGAUUUUGUGCAAAGGCACUUCCUUCUGCCUUGCAGGAUGCACACCUCCUGUGUCAUCACUGGCUAGUUUUCUGAAGUUAGAGAGGCCUGCAGUUGUUUUCCAUUCUCCUUAGUGUUUGUUUUGAACUCUGUCUCUGUGACUUGUGCUUUUGUAGCUUCGCUCAUGUGUCAGAGUAACAUUAUCUUCCUGCGAGGAGUUUGCUAACUCCUAUUUAAGAAAGGGGGGUGGUGGGAGGGAUUGUCCCUGUUUUCUCUGUGCUUCUCAUUUCUCCUUUGUUUAUUCAAUUCCUGUGGGGCUUUUUCUCCUCCCUGAAAUGCUUUAUAGUGCAUGGUAUCUUCAUCAACGUUAUUUUAACAAUAGUAAUUCACAAUCCUCAGAAGCCUAUUUUUAAAGCAGAAGCAAAAAAUAAACAAAAAAAUCAACCCUCCCUCUUUUCUCUCAUUUCACCUUUCUGUGUUGAUUACUAAUCACUUUAGAUAUUGUUGCUAGUGGAUGUAUGGUAGAUGGAUUGAAGCUUUUCUGAUAAUUAUUACACGAUUUAAAACAAUAUAUAUUUAAAAUAAAAUAAAUAUAUACAGUAAAUGUAUUGGGCCAUGUUAACCUGCCAAUGAGAUCUGUGAAAAAGUAAUGGCCUCAUUUUUCCCUUUUUAAUUUCUUUUACCUUUUUGUGCAGCAGUUAUACGUGGCAUACAUGUAUUUUUUUUUUUAAAAAAAUAGGUAUAGAGUGUUUUUUUUUUUACACUUUUAGCAUGUGGUGUUGAAGUAUUACUGUAGAUCAAGUUUGUCUUCCACACUAAGACGUGAGGAAAUUGUGAUUUGUUCUCUCCACCACAAUUAAAUUACACAUUUAUUAAUUAUCUUCUCUCAUUUUGAAACACUGCAGUUUACCGUGGGACACUGUAUAUAUUUCUUGCCAUAAUGGUAAAUGACUGAUUGAUAUAUUUAAGAGUUAAUAAAUUUGUGAUUUCUGCUGACAAUGUGUCCAUUUUUAUUUCUUAAGAGGUACUGUAUUUAUUUAUGCAUGUGUGACACUGGCUAGUGCCAAUGGCACUAUAUGGUCUCAUUAGUCCAUAAUUUACCUUUGACAUAAAGAUGAAGCUACUGAGCUGAGCUUCCUUCUAAGAAUGUACUUGGUGAUGAUAAUGACAAGUUUACUUACUGUGUGCAUAAAAUCUGUCUCUCCUAGGGAAAUUUUUCUGAGAACAAAGCAGUUAAAAUAAGAGUCCUAAAAAUUUCUAAAUGUGCCUUCCACUCCAUCCUUCUCAUGGCUGCUAGCUAGAUUCCAUUUUUAACCCAAACCUGACCCUAUAAUACUUCUGUGUUAUCAUCUCCAACAUACAGGCAAGUGCCUCAUCUCCCGCUACUCCUCAACUUGAACUUGAGUGUAUUAAAAGCACCACACGUUUAUGUUUCUAGAAUAUUCUUCCCCUAUUUCUUCAACCUAAUUCUUACUCAUUCCUUGAAAUUCAAUUUAGACUAUCAUCCCCUCCAGCAAACCUCCCUAGACCAUGCUCUAAGCUCGCUCGCUCUCUCUCUCUCAGUACUGGCAUAAUAAUUUGUGUUCACCUCUUCCACCAACCACAUUGUUUCGGAAAUACAUCUUUGUGUGUUCUCUACUGGAGUAAUGCCUCUCUAGGCAAGAACUGUGUGUUUGUAUCCGUGGCUCCAUAUAAGGGCCAGGAAGGGAGACGUUGUUAGUAGUUGCUGAAGUGUGGCCAAACCAUAAAUGGGAAACUCACAGUGCAAUCGGAGUCCUGGGUUUAUUGUUCGGUUCUGUUGUUGUUGUCUUUGACACUCUGAGCAACUUGCCUCUUCCCUCUGAACCUUCAUUUUCGUGUUUGUAAAAUGAGAAGAAAAAAAAAAAAAGCAUAUUGUGAAGGUUAGAGAUAAUAGGUACAGAGUACCUAGAAUACUAUUUGGUGGAAAAUAUUCAAUGGUAGCAGCUCUAACUGUUCUAAUCACUGAUAGUAAUACUCCCAAUGUUCUAGUUAUUCCUUACUCAGAAGCGUAUAGAACUCUUAUUUUGAUAUGAGCUGCCCUGUUUACGUAGAUUUACUGAUAUUGGUAAGGAUAUACUCAUAUUCAAAUGUCUCAGCAGCAAAAUGAGGAAUAGCAAGGUAGUAAUCUAGCCGAAAGUAGGGAAAAUGAAAUGGAGUAAAUCAGUAUGUUCUAGGGAAAUUCAAAGAAUCUUAGCCUACAGUAACUGAAAUUUUGAAUCUCUGUAAAUAAAAACUAUAUAUAAUUUAAGGGUGAACACAGAAAGCACAACCU